GCCCACCUCUCGAGGGCCCCACCCUGUGGUCCUGCUGGUCUGUCUGUCUGGGGGGCGAGGCGGCGGCAGCUCCUUCCACCCAGCCCGGAGGAGCAUCCCGCCUCGUCUCUGGCAGUUGUCAGAGAGGAAGUGGGUCUGGGCCCAUUUCCUGUUGUGUGCCCCUGGGAGAGCGACAGGCCACAGUGCUGCUACCAGACGGCUGGCAUCCCGAUCUGGUUGGCCAGCCCCGGAGCCCCUGGGGUCCGGAGUUUCAGAGACAACGGGUUGUACCCACGUUGCUUCCUGAGAGCCCGCGGCCGGGCCGGCAGAGAGCGUGGCCGCCGGGACCGGCCUGAGAGAGCCCACGUGCUGGGGCGGAGGGGCACCCGGGGUGUCCGGCAGCAAGGUGAUUUGUUGGCAUAAAGGUCACUUGAAACUGUGAGGCACCUCCUCGGCAGGACUGACAAGACGUGAUAUGCACCGGAAAGCUCUGGUAUAGCCACACCGACUGACACUGGAACCGGCAAACAUACCAGGAAGCCCCGCCGCUCCAGCCAGCCUGGCCCCAGAGACGAUGCCCCCCUGCGGGGCUGAGCCCCACUGCAACGUGUCGAUAAAGACGCUGGAGGAAAGCAGGGUGUUCGUGGUGGCGGUGUACAGCGUCGUGUGCGCCCUGGGGCUGCCGGCCAACUGCCUGACGGCCUGGCUGACGCUGCUGCAGGCGCGGCAGGGCAGCGUGCUGGCUGUCUACCUGUUCUGCCUGGCGCUGUGUGAGCUGCUCUACGCCGGCACGCUGCCGCUGUGGGUCAUCUACGUCCAGGGGCAGCACCGCUGGACCCUGGGGACGUGGGCCUGCAGGGCGACCGCCUACAUCUUCUUCUGCAACCUCUACGUCAGCAUCCUCUUCCUGUGCUGCAUCUCCUGUGACCGCUUCGUGGCCGUGGUGUACGCGCUGGAGAGCCGUGGCCGCCGCCGCCGCAGGACCGCCGUCCUGGUCUCUGUGUCUGUCUUCCUGCUGGUCGGGCUGGCUCACUACCCGGUGUUUCAGAUGGAGGAGAAGGGCACCUGCUUCGAGACAAUGCCCAUGGACGGCAAGCUCGCCCUGUACUACUACUUGCGGUUCGCCGUGGGGUUCGCCCUCCCGCUGUCCGUCAUCGCCAUCACCAAUCACCGCAUCUUCAGGACCAUCAAGCUGAGCGAGGGCCUGAGCGCGGCCCAGAAGGCCAAGGUGAGGCACACAGCCAUCGCGGUCGUGGUCAUCUUCCUGGCCUGCUUUGCCCCCUACCACCUGGUGCUGCUCUUCAAAGCCACCGCCUUUACCUACUACAGAGGCGACUGUAAAUCUUUGUGCAAAUUCGAGGUCCGCCUGUACACGGUCUCUGUGGUCUUCCUGUGCCUGUCCACGGUGAACAGCGUGGCCGACCCCAUCAUCUACGUGCUGGCCACGGACCACUCGCGACAAGAAGUGUCCAGAAUCCACAGGAAGUGGAAAACGUGGUUCACCAGCACGGAGGCCACUAAAGUCACAUGUCUGAAGGACUCGGGGGAGAUGCAGUUGCCCACGUUGCUUGCAAAGGGCUGCAUGCUCCCCAGGCCUGGCCAGCCCCCCAGGUCACAGCCCAGCACGUGGGCCUCUCUGGGCGCCCUAGAGAGGCUGAGUGAGGAGUCCUAUUGAGCCCAGUGUCCUGCAGGGCAGGCCGGCCAGCAUGGGCGUCCAGGGCCAGCGGCGAGGCCUCUCCAGCCGCUCAGCCCACAGCCAGUGUCCAUGGCACAGAUUUCUCUUCCCUGGAGCCAUGCCCUGCAGGAGCCUCUUCGCCUCAGGCUCCAGCCCCCCAGGCACUCCCGCUGGACCCCACCGGGCAGGUGGCAGCAUGCCCAGGGUAAGGGCAACAGUACCAGGCGCAGAAGCCCAGGAGCGUGUGGCAGGCAGAAGGGCCUCCUCACCCACAGCUUGCUUGGCUAUUAGCAAACAGCAGGGCUGCUGGCAGAGGCCACGUGCCUGCCUGGUGCUGCCGGCAGCCGGCACAUGCCAUGUCCGGGUAGGUGGCCAGGCAGCAUCCACAGUGAUGACUUUAUUUCUGGGCUGUUCUGUGGGCACUGAGCGAAUGACUGUGAUGGUACAUUGUGGGCUGUGCACACUGCACACCUGGGGGACGCCUGUGGGGUACACAGACCUGCGGGGCAGGGCCCAGCCCUGAGGGUCCUCGGCUGGGGCUGGCUCUGUGCUGAGCGGGUCUGACGCUGAAGGCUGCCGUGGCGCCCUCAGGGGAGCUGGGGCCGGGCGCCACCUGUCCUCUGUAGGGGCCCUGGGUGCUCAUGUGGGCUGGAAGGCCCCUGGGCUGCCAGCAUGGCCGAGAGAUGGUUGGAGCCUUCACAUUCAGGCCCCCUGGCUUCAUUGUCAGAAGCUGGCCGAGGGCUGGGACAGGUCCAUUCAGGAGCAAGCGUUGGCCCCCCGGCCUCCAGCCCCUCACGAAGGCACGGAUGGAGCUCGGGGCCUAGCACGGGCUACUCUCUCACAGUGCUGGGGCAGAAAGCCCGCGGUUGAGGUGUUGCAGGGCUGGUUCCUUCUGGGGCUCGGGGAGCUGCGCAGGCC
Molossus molossus (Pallas's mastiff bat) is the source of this 2572-nucleotide messenger RNA. It is a transcript of the gene GPR132, whose product is annotated as G protein-coupled receptor 132. Gene Ontology annotation, cellular component: membrane. Gene Ontology annotation, biological process: negative regulation of G2/M transition of mitotic cell cycle; G1/S transition of mitotic cell cycle; G protein-coupled receptor signaling pathway. Gene Ontology annotation, molecular function: G protein-coupled receptor activity. The transcript is spliced from 3 exons. The coding region runs from base 554 to 1654 and encodes 366 amino acids. Lineage: Eukaryota; Metazoa; Chordata; Mammalia; Chiroptera; Molossidae. The record is from RefSeq and is a predicted model, not a curated record.